Coffea eugenioides is the source of this 3087-nucleotide messenger RNA. RefSeq names its product zinc finger CCCH domain-containing protein 55-like. The record is from RefSeq and is a predicted model, not a curated record. Bases 215 to 2902 code for a protein of 895 amino acids. Gene Ontology annotation, molecular function: metal ion binding. The transcript is spliced from 4 exons. Lineage: Eukaryota; Viridiplantae; Streptophyta; Magnoliopsida; Gentianales; Rubiaceae.
UCUUCUCACUCACAUCAGAUUACACCAAUUAACGAACAAAACCCCCCAACUGUACUCUGUUUCUUUCUCGCACCACCAGCAGCAGCCAUCGCCGCCGCCACUGCCGCCGCAGCUUUCAAUCUCUUCGACUUUCUCUUCUUGCUAUCACCUCCCAAAGAUAUCAUGCUGCAAUGCAUAGGGUGAACUGAAGCUGAUAUAAAUUGCUGAGUGUACUAUGGACGAAAGAGGUAGGAAACGCAAGCCUUUAUGGGAUGCAGAAGAUGAGAAUCAAAGAAUUUCUUGUUCUGGAAAAGAAUACUAUUCAACUUACGAUGGUGGGUGUAGCAAUAGGUUCUCAUCUUCCAAAGCUGAUAAUAGUUCGUCAAUGCCCAAGGAUCAUGCAGGUUGGCCUUCUUGGGACACACUGGAGGAAAAUACUACUAGAAAGAAGGUUGAGGGCGUUUACAAAAAUGAACAAGAUGAGCUAGAAAUGAGGGAAAGAGUUGUGUCUCCUGGCUUUGACGGAUGGGGCCAUAGAAAGCAUAGCAAUUCCUCUGAUGAUAGUCUGAGCCGGUCUCGCAGGUAUCUGGAAGGAGGUAGAAAUAGGAGCAGAGACAGGGGCAGAAAUAGAAGUCGCAGCCCGAGCUGGAGCAAGGGUAGGGAUCGUAGUGGUGUUAGGAGCAGGACCAUGAGCAGGAGUCGUAGCAGGAGCAGGAACAGGAACAGGAAUAGUGCAAGGGGUCAGACCAGGAGUCGUAGCCCAUUCCACGGGCAUAGACAUGACUUACAGGGGUGGAACGAUAGCAGUGGGUCUGGAAGGUCAUCUCAAACCUGUAGAAAUUUUGCAACAGGGAAUUGCAGGAGAGGAAGUCAAUGCAGAUUCCUUCAUCCUGACAGAAUGGAUAGGGACUACUUAGAAAAUGACUUUGUAGAACGAUCAAGAAGUAGACCAGAUCGUGGACAUGCUUUGGCAUAUGGUGAAGGACGUGGGAGACAAUCUUGGGAUAAAGGUUCUGAUUCAAACCAUCAAGAGGAUGAUUCCUUUCGGAGUAAAAGCAGAGGAACAAUAUGUUGCAAGGAUUUUAUGAGAGGGAAAUGCAAAUGGGGAGCAUCUUGCAGAUUUUCCCACCAUGUUGAUUCUGGUGAUAAUAAUGGUAAGGAUACCAGAAUUGCACUUUUUGAGCGUGAUCGUGAGCACCGAACAAAUGAAAGUAGGAAACCUCUAUGCAAGUAUUUCCUUGCAGGGAAAUGUAAUCGGGAUAACUGUUGGUUUUCUCAUGAUGGUCCAAUAGAUAGCAACCAUGAAAGCAGGCCACGUGAUGCGGGUGGACGGCAGAGCUUGGUUGACAAGAAUGAUCAGUGGAAAGGUGCAACUUGGGAUCAGGUGGAACCAGAAUCGAAACCUGUUGAAGGCAGUAGGUGGAGUGAGACUGUUGUUCCCAAUAGAAAAAUUGCUGACGCUCAACUCGAGAGGAGGGACAAUAAAUGGGCUCAUGAAAGAAGUUUGCGGAGUCCAGAAUUGAAAGAGAAGGCUUCUGAGGGUAAUAAUUACCUUUCAACUCAAGAUUGGAGGGAAGAUAAUGGUGGUGAUGCGGGUGCUAUCAAAUCUGUGGUUGUAGAGAGUUCAUAUGACAGACAAGAAUACCCUCUAAUAUCCAAAGGAAAUCUUGAUCUGGUGUACACAGGUUCUCAUGCACCCAAUAUUACAAAAGAACCUUCUAGCCAGCAUCUUUCUGAGGCAAGUUUGCAUGCUGGACUAGCUGAGAAGUCUGAUAUACUGCAUCGUCCAACUGUUGCUGAAGAUAACAUAGUCAAUGCUUCCAGUUUUGACGGCCUUGGUCAGUUGAAAGACAACAGAAACACUAAUAACCCAGAAUUUAUGCCUGGGCAAAGCCUCAAUCAGAACGUCAUUGGGAAUUUGAGCUUAAAUCGUCCCUUGGUUUCAAAUGAUCAAAGGGACAAUUUGUUCUUUCCACAUCCGUCGAAUGUACGAAAUGUUGACUUGAAUGGUUCUGGUCAAGGCUUGUCCUCUACUUUAAUCAUACAAAACCAUACUGGUAGUCAUCAGAAAGAAGCUGCUAAAACACCAGAGAUUCAAGACUUUGGAGCCCCGCGAUCUUUCUACAAUAAUGCCUCCAAUAACCAAGUCCCUCAAAAUUUGUUAAGUCCGGCUGCAGCAUCUCCUAUGCACAAAUUUGUUGCUGAACAAACACAAACUCAUCUGCAUGCUGCGUUGAACCACUUGACUUCUACAGCAUUAGUGUCUGCUUUGGAAACUGCCAUGCAAAUUCAGCCUAAUACUGAUGUAAGAUCUCCUGUUCAGUUAGAUCCCUUGGAAGAUGGCAGAGGUAAAUUGGGCGAUGUUAAUCAAACCUCUGGUGAAGUUCCCUACUCAUAUGAACAGAAAAAUGGGAUACCUUUUGAAGAAUUUUCUCCAAUGUCUGGUGAUAAUCCACAAUUUGGGAAUACCCUCAUCAGUAAUAUUUCUAAUGUUCAAUGUCAUGAGAGUCCAGAAUCAAAACAGCAGGAGGCACCUGCUGCUUCAGAAGUCAAGGAUAACAAUACAGAAUCUGUUGUAGAAUGCCACAAGGGGCAGGAAGAUCUUCAUAAAGAAAAUGGGGACGAGCAUGUUAAGGUUGGGAAUGGGAACAAUAACAAGGAUGACAAGGACAUGCGCUUAUUCAAGAAUGCCCUUGUAGAUUUUGUUAAGGAGACUUUAAAGCCCACGUGGAAGGAAGGCCGGAUGAGUAGAGAGGUUCACAAGACAAUUGUGAAAAAGGUGGUUGAUAAAGUGACAAGUACGAUGCAAGAUCACAUCCCGAAAACACAAGGCAAAACUGAUCAAUACCUGUCUCAUUCAAAACCCAAAAUUACCAAGCUUGUACAGGCUUAUGUGGAGCGACAUCUCAAGACUGAUUCUUGAAUUACCUUUUCUUAAUUCCCAUUUUGGGGAUUAUUGUACUGACUUGGACAAGUAAAAAAUUCUGACAUUUCUUUUUCUUCAGUUUUCCAGAUUGACAUGCAUUCUCCGCCCCUGACUUUCGUUCCUUGUGCAUUGUGUUUUCUAAGAAGAUAAUAGUGCAAAUAGUCUGCCUUUUAGUUGCUUUA